Messenger RNA from Diplodia corticola, 2631 nucleotides. Its product is annotated as helicase-like transcription factor-like isoform x1. Gene Ontology annotation, molecular function: ATP binding; ATP-dependent chromatin remodeler activity. Bases 1 to 2631 code for a protein of 876 amino acids. NCBI's taxonomy places the organism in Eukaryota, Fungi, Ascomycota, Dothideomycetes, Botryosphaeriales, Botryosphaeriaceae. The record is from RefSeq and is a predicted model, not a curated record. The transcript is spliced from 9 exons.
AUGGCCCAGAAAAGGACGGCAUUGCAAGUUCCGCUGGAGGAUACAAGGCUUGCGAAACGCCUUUCGCCGUCAGCAGGUUUGGAUGUCGACUCAGCCUACUGCAGCCCCUCCCUGUCGCCUUGGACACCUAGUCAUGCUACGCUGGGGUCGCCUUCAGACCUCAACACCGACACCCCCAGCACCCCGUUGCCGACGACACUCGGUCUAGAGGAUGAAGUCUGCUAUGGAAUGCUCUGCGGCGUCAAGACGCAGUUCCUAGAUGACCCGCACAUCGCAUCAGUAGACGCAAGCAGCGAUGGAGCUUCGAACAGCCACUACCUGCUCCAGGUAGUGAUGAAACGCGUAUACAUGUUGCAGGCUCAGGACGGCACUGACAUUGCCCUCAUCAACACCGGGGCCGCAAAAGCCCUGCAGCGGUUGGAUAGUGGGAGCCUGGCCCGGUACUCAGCGUACGUCAGCGUCUCUGAGUGGAACGAAAAGAUUCGACUAUUUAGGUUGAAUGGGAAGUCGGUCCUCCUGGAAAUUGACAUCUACCUAUUCGGAAACCCUACCGAGGCUCCGUCCGUCGGGAAGAUGCUGUCCGACAUCGGCCUCUUUCUCCAGCGUCCCGACUUUCUUCAUGGCUCCAUGCGGUAUGAAAAUCCACAAGAGAUCGGGUUUGCAUCCAUUCGCGACUCAAGUCCGGGCUUGAGUGUCCCGGCCCUCACUCUUAGCUCCGUGGGCGACCUAUCGGCAGAUACCGUUACAGCAAUGCUGAGCAACCUUGAUCAUGCCGAUGAGUUGACAAAUGCUAAUGUGGACACUUCCAUGAUUGUUACUGAACUGAAACCAUACCAAAAGGAGGCCGUGGACUUCAUAUACCAGCGAGAAUCAUCCAACGUCCCGAAAGCAUUUUCACUGUUUAGACACCGAGUCGAUGCUAGAACCCGAAGAUACUGGGAGAAUAUUGUUCUCGGGUGCAAAUUGGUGGAUGUUCCCAACGAGAGCUUUGGAGGCAUUGUUGCCGAUGAGAUGGGUCUCGGCAAGACUCUCAUGACAAUCGCAGCAAUUUGCAUGAGUCUAGGACGCGCCCGGGUCUUCGCGAAAGCGGACGCCCGCCACGGAGCAAGAAGCAGAACGAAAGCCACCCUGGUCAUCUGCCCCGCUGUUUUGCUUAUGGACAGCUGGGCGGCAGAGGUUUUGAAACAUACUACUCCGGGGUCACUGAAGUGCACGAGAUAUCAUGGGACAUCCAAGGUAUCCACUGCCAUGCUGAUCGAGUCAGAUAUCGUCUUGACAACAUACGCCACGCUUAUGGCGGACUCCAAUCGUAGUGGCAUACUACACAGUAUCCAGUGGUUUCGCAUCGUUCUCGAUGAAGCUCAUUAUAUCCGCAAUCAAAACACCAAACAAUUCCGGGCAGUGCACGCUCUUUCCGCCAACCACCGCUGGUGCCUCACCGGCACACCCAUCCAAAAUUCCAUCGACGACUUUGGGGCUCUGAUUCGCUUCCUCCGCGUGCCCGACAUGGAGCAACCCUCUAGUUUCCGCACAUACAUCACUGGUCCCAUCGAGGACCGUGCCCAAGCAGGCGUCCAGCGCCUACGAGCUCUUCUCCAAUGCAUCUGCCUACGCCGCACCAAGCACUUGCUCGCCGACUUACCGGAUCUGGAGGAACACAUUGAGUCGGUGACGCUGACCGAGGACGAGCGGACGGCGUAUGACCGCAUCGGCGAGGAAUACAAACGCGCAUUCCACGACGCCUUGAGCGGCAGCAACCCCAGCGCAGCCCAUAGGGUAUUCUUUACGGCCAUCAUGCGGCAGCGCAUCUUCUGCAACUCGGGGCUUUUCGCCAGCGCUGAAUGCAGUGAGAUGGGCCCCACUGAAGACGAGGAACUGUCACUGCUUGAGCAAGGGGACAGGGCGACAUGUGCAAACUGCUGCUGCGUUGUGAGGUCCAUCGGCGACGAGAAGUCUCUUCACUCGGGGAUAUUCCUGGAAUGCUCGCACCUCCUGUGCCACGAAUGCGUUUCGCAGGGAGAAACGCACACAGCAUCGCUCGAUAAUCUGGUCAGGUGCUUGGCCUGUGACGCGUUCCGCCGACCGCAUCAGACAGAUUCGCAGGAAGAAAACUUCUCCGCAGCUACCACGAACCUCCCACAGGGCCACAGCUCAAAGCUAGCAGCCCUAGUCCACAACAUCCUACACCACCCCACCGAAAAAUGCAUCGUCUUCUCCUCCUGGAAACACACCAUCGCCCUCGCCUCCGCCUACUUCUCCGCGCACAACAUCCCCAACGCCGUCAUCUCCGGGUCCGUCUCGACAGCCGAGCGACGGCGGCGCCUGGAGGCGUUCCAGCUGGACGCGGGCGUCCCCGUGCUGCUGAUGACGCUGGGCACGGGGGCGGUCGGGCUGAACCUCACGGCCGCGAGCCGCAUCCACAUCCUCGAGCCGCAGUGGAACCCGAGCGUCGAGAAGCAGGCGGUGGGGCGGGCGGUGCGGUUGGGGCAGCGGAGGGGCGUGGUGGUCGUGCGGUAUGUGGUUAGGGAUACGGUUGAGGAGUAUGUUCAGACGAAGCAGAAGAAGAAGACGUAUUUGGCGCGGCUGGGUUGGGGGAGUGGGGUGGAGGGGUUGGAAGAGGGGGGGAGGUGA